Tinamus guttatus (white-throated tinamou) is the source of this 942-nucleotide messenger RNA. Lineage: Eukaryota; Metazoa; Chordata; Aves; Tinamiformes; Tinamidae. The record is from RefSeq and is a predicted model, not a curated record.
AACUUUGCCCGUCUCUCCCGCAGGUGCCAGUGUCCGAGUCCUUCCCGGUGUAUGUGCGGUAACAACAUGUCUGUCCCCCUCCUCGCCGAUGCCGUGACCGUCUCCGGGGCAGAGCGGGAGACCGCUGCGGUCAUUUUUUUACACGGGCUUGGAGACACGGGGCACAGCUGGGCUGACGCUCUCUCCUCCAUCCGCCUCCCCUACGUGAAAUACAUUUGCCCUCAUGCGCCGCGGAUCCCCGUAACGCUCAACAUGAAGAUGGUGAUGCCUUCCUGGUUUGAUCUGAUGGGGUUGAGUCCAGACGCACCUGAGGAUGAAGCUGGGAUCAAGAAAGCUGCAGAAAACAUUAAAGCAAUUAUCGAGCACGAGGUGAAGAACGGGAUCCCCCCCAACCGCAUCAUCCUGGGGGGCUUCUCACAGGGUGGCGCCUUGUCGCUGUACACGGCUCUCACCUGCCAGCACCAGCUGGCCGGCAUCGUGGCGCUCAGCUGCUGGCUCCCGCUGCACCUUUUUUUUCCGGGCGCGGCGAGUAACAGCAUGAACAAGGACAUCGCCAUCCUACAGUGUCAUGGGGAGAUGGACCCCAUGAUCCCCGUGCGCUUCGGGGCCCUCACUGCGGAGAAGCUGAAGUCGGUCGUCACCCCUGCCAAGGUCCAGUUUAAAACCUACCCCGGAGUGAUGCACAGUUCCUGUCCUCAGCGGGCGCGAGGGGAGGCGGGGGGCUCGCUGGGCCGGGGCCCCGCAGCUCCCGGGGGUGACGCGAGGGCUGGCGGCCGUUCCGACCUACUCGACUGUGAACUGGAACCUUGUGCGGAGCGCGGGGCCGGCGUGGGCCGCGGGGCCGUCCCGCUGGCUCCCUGCGUGCGCCUGGCCGCGCUCAGGAGCCGCAGGGAAAACGGCUUCUCCCCAUUCCUCAAGUCAGAUACAAGGUCAAAUAAAUGA